AUGCCUGCGAAGGAGCUGCCAAUGGUGCUGGUGGCUGCACUAGUGACUCUGGUCGCUGCUUGUGGGACAGAGCUGAAUGAAAAGAAUGGCCUGAGAAGGCCGGUGUGUGGAGACCUGAUCCAUCUGCAGGCCUGCCCCCUCCUGUACUUGCCUGUCUGUGGGACUGAUGGAAACACCUACACCAAUGAAUGUCAGCUCUGCGUGGAGCAAAUGAAAUCCAAACAAGAUAUCCAGAUUUUGAGAGAUGGGGAAUGCCAACACAUAUGAGCUUUCUGAUAGCUUCCCUCAGCCUAGAACCAGG
Molecule: messenger RNA, 301 nt
Organism: Pogoniulus pusillus (Red-fronted tinkerbird)
Lineage: Eukaryota; Metazoa; Chordata; Aves; Piciformes; Lybiidae
Gene: SPINK4
Product: serine peptidase inhibitor Kazal type 4
Exons: 4
Coding region: 1-267 (88 amino acids)
Molecular function (GO): protein binding; serine-type endopeptidase inhibitor activity
Source: RefSeq, a predicted model, not a curated record